UCUGGAAAUAGCCAGACUAGCUAUAAAAUAGCUAAGUUGGCAACAGUGCACAUCAGUUUCCGAAAAAUCGUCACUCAAAAGCAAAAGCAAAAAAAAAAGAAAGAAGUAAAAAGCAGCACCAGAGAAUAUUUAGGCGAAAAAGUGAAAAAAGUCGUGUGCGCUCAACUUGGCACAAAUAACAAAAAGACGAGAAAAUGUCAGGCAACGGUUUCGAUGAUCAACCAUUUGGCGAGCCCAAUCUGGAUAAUCCAUUUGCGGAUCCCGCCAUACAGCAGGCGACCCGUAUGUCCACCAAUGUCUCCCUGGAGGACUACAAUCCGUUUGAGGAGCAGGCAAAGCCGCAGCUCCAAAUCAACUCAACCAAUACAGCGGCCGUUGUGCAGCCGCUGUCACAGAACGUUCCGCCCCCACAGCCGAGCUCAUUGGGCGCAUCGGCGCCAAGCACCAGUAUACAGAUCACCUCGGAGGAGCUGCAGCGUCGACAGGAGGAACUGGACCGCAAGGCUGCCGAACUGGAUCGGCGUGAGCAACAGCUGCAGGGCGGCAAUGUGCCACAGUUGAACAAUUGGCCACCGUUGCCGGAUAACUUCUGUUUGAAGCCGUGCUUCUAUCAGGACUUUGAGGUCGAAAUUCCGCCCGAGUUUCAAAAGCUGGUCAAGCAUUUGUACUACAUCUGGAUGUUUUACACUAUGACGAUGUGCGCCAAUAUCAUUGGAUGUCUCAUUUUGCUUUUCCAUGAGGGCAAUGUUGCCAAUCUGUUUCUGGCCAUCUUCUACACUGUGCUCUUCACGCCCGCGUCAUACGUAUGCUGGUUUCGGCCAGCUUAUAAGGCAUUCCGCAACGAUUCGAGCUUCAAUUUUAUGGUGUUCUUUUUCGUGUACUUCUUUCAAACGAUCUACACGAUCGUCCAGGCCAUUGGCUUCAAGCAGCUUGGCUACUGUGGCUUCAUCACGGCUAUUGGAGAGUUCGAGGGCUCAGCUGCGGGCAUUAUUGUUGGGCUCUUGUUGCUGAUCGUUGCGUUCUGUUUCGCCAUCACCGCUGGCGCCAAUGUGCUGAUGAUUAUGAAGAUCCAUUCGAUUUACCGUAGCACCGGUGCCAGCAUGGAUAAGGCUAAGGCUGAGUUUACCACAGAGUUUCUGCGCAAUCAGCAUGUCCAGGAAGCGGCCUCCUCUGCCGUCAGCUCGGCGGUUAAUUCACAGUUCAACAAUAGCAGAUACUAAGCAGCGAUCAGCAAUAAACAAUCAAUCAAACAAUUAAUCAAUUAAUCAAUCAACCAACUAACCAACCAACCAACCAAUCAGACAACCAAACAAAAGCACAGAAUGCACUUAAAAGUAUCCGGGAAUCCAACCAGACCAAGUUGAGCCAAGUCAAUAACUCGUUGCAUCAAAUGUUUCUUUCAAACAAUGAUAAUAAUCUACACAUUCACAUAAACACCUACGCAUACAUAUAAAUAAAUAUAACAUAUAUUUCUUUAUAUAUAGGCUUAAAAGCGAACAUUGAAGCAUAACUAAUAACUAAUUGCUUUGUGCAUAAAUAAUUCCUAAAAUGCCGUCGUCCUUAUUACAAUUAGAUACUGUAAUAAUAUAUGAUAUGAACAUGCAUAUAUAUAUAUAAAGAAUUCUAAAGCUAACAACUGAUGAAAUUAAUGUGCAAGAGAAACAGAUACUUUAACUGAUACUUAAACUAAAAUUGAAACUAGAAUCUAAAAAACAGAUCUUGAAAAAAAAACGGCGCACGUUGCCUUCGUAGACAUUCUGGCCUAAAAUUGCUAAAACGCAAAUAUGAAGCACUUAAACACAAGCAAAGUAAAUAAACUAUAAAUUAAUAUAAAUAUAUAAUGAAAUUAAGCUUACAGAUUUUGUGUUUCGCAAGUGUCCUAAGAAAUUACUUAGUUAUGAAUUUAUAAAAUGCUUUAUUAACUUUAUCAACCUGCAAAUGUGCCAGGUUUAAGCUAAAGAUCGGCGAAAUCUGGAAAACUGGUCCCCACAUCGAUCCAUGCUCGAGCGCAAAGUAUAAAGUUUAAUAUAAUUAAAGCUAUUUGUAUGUAUAAUAAACAUAAUGAUGAUUAUGAUGAAGAUGAUGCAGAUAAGGAUUAUGAUAAAUGCUGCUGAUAAUGAUGUUUUCUAGUUCUUUAAGUAAAAACGUUUAUGAUAUGCAUAUACCAUAUACCACACACUAUAUACACAUACAUACAAACAUACUUCUCUACAUCUAAAUGUAUUUAAAGCAUAAAUUAUAAAAACUUUUAUCUUUAUAUAGCAAAAGAUUGCGCAUAGUCUCCAUUUAUGAGUUAUUAUUAUCAUUGCUGUUGUUCCCCUUUCCCUUUCCCUUCCCCGAUCCCGUUUCUGGUCCCCUCCCAGUCCCAGUUCCAGCCCUCAUGUAAUGUCGUACCGUGUACUUUUUUCUAAUUGUAAUUGUUAUACAUACUUAAAUACAUGUAUAUGAAUACAACAUAUACAUACAUACAUAAAUAUUAAUGAGUAAAUUGUGUUUCAUCUUAUUGUUUGUUACAUUGUUUAUUUGCUUGCUUCUCAGAAGUUUCCAUUAUUUAAAUCGAACGAUCAAUAUUGUGUAGUUAAAAAUCCAUUAUAUUUAAUGCAAAUAAACAUCAAUAUUUAUAGACGUAA
This is a messenger RNA of Drosophila innubila, 2630 nucleotides long. It is a transcript of the gene Scamp, whose product is annotated as secretory carrier-associated membrane protein 4. Bases 195 to 1220 code for a protein of 341 amino acids. NCBI's taxonomy places the organism in Eukaryota, Metazoa, Arthropoda, Insecta, Diptera, Drosophilidae. The record is from RefSeq and is a predicted model, not a curated record. Gene Ontology annotation, biological process: protein transport. Gene Ontology annotation, cellular component: recycling endosome membrane; trans-Golgi network membrane. The transcript has 5 exons.